CAGGUACAGAAUGGGCAGAGGCUAUAUGAAGAUUUUCAGAGCUUUUUGUAGAUAAAGAAGAAAGGAAAUCAAUGGAGAAAGAGCAAACUAAGCAAAUGAAUAGAAACAAUGAGGACAUUUCAAAGAAGCUCCUUGACACAGGUCUGGACACUGGUUAUUGGAUUCCCCUAAUUACAGAAAAGAUUGGUCUUCAGAGUUCUCAAGUAUUACAAUAUUUUGAUUAUGAAGAUUAUACUGAACUAGAAGUCAAAAUCAAAUUUGCCUGGGAGAAAGGAGCUUUGCGGAGACUGUUUAACCUGCCAGACAGCAGCAAUGACUUGACUGAAACCCUACAAAUUCAUUCGAAAUCAAUGAAAGCAAGAAAUGAACAUGCUGCUGAAAUACUGAAGGAACUGAAACAGUUAAAUGAUGAAGGAAAGAGUAAAGAUGAUGAUGAAAUUAUCAGACAGACAGAGAAGACAUUGAGAAAAGCCAUGCAGAUCCCUAAUGAAUAUCAACCACCCCCUGACAAAAGAUUAGUUGAUUUAAUAGAUUACUUCCAGGGUCAAAUCAACAUAAUAGAGGAAUCAUUUUUACAAAGAGAAAAUCUGUCAGAUGAAGACAUCCUAAAACUGGCGUCUGGAGGAUUAGCUCUUGAGGGGAUCUAUAUAACUAAUAACAGGAAUGAUUUGCUUCAGAAACAUGAGAAAUUAAUUUGUGUUCCCCAUGGUUUCAAGAUUUUUGGACCAGAACAGGGAAAGUUUCUAUGGCAAAGGGAAUUUACAUCCAUUGAUAAAGAAAAGGAUUUUCAAAAGUCAGUUGAGAAACUUGGAUUAAGUCUUAGUUGUUGUAUCACAGGUGGCUUUUUGGAUCUUGGUAUUGAAAACCACCCAAACUGUAGUGAUUCUAAAACAGCAAGUGACACAUUUGAUGAGCAGACUUACAUUUCUGCAACUAAAUUUAACUGCAUUCCUCUAGCUUCCUGUUAUUUUACAAAGGACCAAAUCAGACUUUCUGAAGCUGCUUUACAAUGUUUAAAGGAAAUUGAGAAUAAAAUUGAAGAUCCUGACACAGAUAAAGAAACAAUAACAAAUCAAUGUCAAUAUUUUUAUAAACGAUUUGGGUCACAUGUCAACUUGGGCCCUAUACAUUUUGGAGGAAUUUUCUGGUGGAAAGCAUCAAGCAAGAGAUUGAAGGUUGACCAGUUGCAGGAAGCCAAGAAAAUAAUAUCUAAAGUGCUUAAUGGCUUUAUGGCAGCUACUUACUAUGGGUGGGGAGCAAACUUGGAUGCUAUAAACUCAAAACCCCCACUUUACCUUGAUAAUUCAAAUAUUUCAGAAAACAUUUCUGUUUUGGUGAUGAAAACUGGAGGUCCUCCAAUAAAAGAUUCUCCACAACAAUGGAAGGUAGGUCUUCUAAACAAUAGUAAAACAUGGAGUAUUAUUGACCGAGGUUUCCAGCUGAUGCCCAUAUGGGAAGUCAUUCUGUGUAAUCACAGAGAUGAAUUUAAUAAUAGUCUGAAGAUUGCAACAUGUCUUGCUAAUUCAUACAAACUGCUGACUAAUCUCCCCAUAGAAACAUUUUAUGGAAAAUAUCUAUGGUAUGACUUGGAUAAAAUAAAAAAUACCUUGCAGGGAAUGAAGUCAUUUAAAGUUGAAAAUGCUAAAGAACACUUGAUGGCUCUUCUUGACCAUAAACAUGCAAUAAACCAAGCAACAAAUAACUCCUAUUCUUGGGUAGACCUAUGCCUAGAUGAUAGAGACUUUCAGGACUUCCUGAUAAAAGUUGCUGAAAAAUACAAAUCUUCCCCUGAAAAUGAUAUGAUAAAAUUGCUACUUUGUGCAAUCCUUAAGCCUGAAAUUUAUUCAUCUAAAUAUUUUACAAAGAAGUCAUUUAUAUUAAAAUGGAUUCAUGAUUCAAAAGUAGAAGAAUAUCAAGAUAUUUCCAUUUCUGCAUUGACACAGUUUACUGACAAAGUGAACAAAUCAAAGGAAGAUAUUCGUAGGGUGCUCAGUCAUCAUCAUCCAAAUGCAGAAGAGACUCACAAGGCAAAAGUAACAGCAACAAUACAAAUUACUCGUGCAUUGUGUUCAUUGCUGAAAUCGAAGAGAAUCGUCAAUGAAUUUGAUGUAGAACUUCUAUUUCUUUGUACUGCUAACAAAUCAGGAUUUUGUCUACAGAAUUAUGCAUUUCAAAGCAUUUUGGGAUUAAAAGAUAUUGAACAUCUGAAUGACAGUAUUUAUAUAGCCUUUGAUCGUAAAUACACAAAACUAAGAAAGGAAAGUAAACAGAAAUCCCAGGCCUAUGUAUUGCUUGCUGGUUUGACCAUCGUAGGAAACAGUGAUCAGCCAUCAUCCAAAGACAAAUUACAACGUCUUAAUUUCAUGGUUAAUUUCCUGGGCAAUUCAAUUACUGUUACUGUAAAAAAAAUUCUGAAAAAAUAUUCUGACAAUUCAGAUUUCAUUAGUCUGGAAAAUGACCUUCAAGCAUUCAUUUCAUCACAAAGCAAAAUAAAUGAUGCAGAAUUAAAUGUAGUUACUCAGGAACUCGAACUUAUUAGUCAAAAUAUAAGAAAUCUUGAAACUAUUGCCUCAGAAAUUAAAGUCCAGAACACAAAUGUAGAUUUCCAGAAUUUACUUAAACAAAUUGAUCUUGAAAAUUACUAUUCAAAAAAACUGAAGAUUUCUGACUUCCAUAUCAUAUGUAACUUUGCUCAUAAGUCUCUGGCAUUCCAAUUUUUGCAAAAACUGCUAAGUUUUGAUUAUCGGGCAAGAUAUUUAAAACACAGUUAUGCCAAUAAAUCUGGUAAAUUCAGCACUGGGCUAUGCACCCAAGAGAAUGUAACAGAGAGACCCACCACUGAGAAUCUCACUGACUCAGGCAUGAAUAGUUUUGAUAGUUUUUUUACACUCACAGAAGUACAGUCUAACAAACUGAAUACAAAUACACAGUCUAUCCACCCCAUGGAUCUCCAGAUGGCAAUUUUACACUGUGCUGAUGAUUUAACCAGACAAUACAUCUACAAAAAACUUUCAUUUUGUCAAUUUGCCCUUCCCCUCUUGGUACCUGAUCCUAAUACUGGGAAUAUAGAAUUUCCACUCUGGGCAUUCUGUGAUGUACAAAAGAAAUGGAAGAACAAACCUCAAUGUGAAAGUAAGAUACCAAAAUCUAGCCAGAGAUAUGUAAACGAUGCUCAAUUUCCAAUUGUAGGUUUCUUACGGUUUGGUGACUCUUGCACCUCAAAAUCCCAACUUAUUAAUUCUUUGAUGAGUAAGCGAAAACAUGACAUAUUUUAUCAUCGACACUGUGAAGGCAGCACAAAAAAAUCAAUACUAAUGAAAGGUAUUGCAGAAAUUGCCUGGUAUUGUCCGGGGGGUAGGGAUGAUGACUUGUUUGAUGACUGCAUCGCUUUUACAAAUCUCCAUGGGGAUCUACGAGAGCAUGAUAAGCAAGUCAACUUCUUACUGGACAUGGCCUCAGUCACUGUUAUACUUUUAACAGAGGCUGACUUGAAAGAUACAAAGAGCAGAGAAUUUCUACUAAAGUUCUAUCAAUGUCCUAAAUCUUUAAUAUUUUUGUUUACUGACAAAGAACAUAUCUUGCCAGGUGCUGGUAAUAAAGUGAAAAUUGGCACAAAGAAUAAAAAUGAGGCAGAAUUACUUCUAGAACUAAAAACAAUAAUUACAAGCAUGAUAGGGAAUACAGAGAGGCCUUGUUCUCUUGAUGACUGUGUAGGCCUUGCACAAGAAUAUGGUAUCACUGUUGAUGUAGAAAGCCAUUUAUGUAAAUCUACAAAGGAACAAGCUCAGACUCUAAUGUCUUUGCUACAAGAAAAAAAAGCUGUAGAAAUUAAGAAGGAGUUUCUUCCAUUACAAGGGGAUCUGUGGCACAAAUGGUGUCAGAAAGACAAAGAACUCAAUCGUCUCAAGGGAAACAGCAAUCAAAGCAUUGAGCAACAACGCAGUAACAUUGAGUCAGAGAAGAGUCAACUCAGACAGAAUCAGCUAGACAGAGCCUUUCCACUCAAUGUAUUUAUGAUGUGUUUUUUAAAAAUAUUACAGUCACACUCAGAUUUCUCAAAAAUGUACUUUCUGCAGUGGCUUAAAAUACAUUUAGACAAAUUAACUGUGGAAGUUCUCCCACAACUAAACCAAAGAUUUCAUGCCUUGUGGUCAUAUAUUCAAUGGCCAAAUGAAGAAGAGAAAGAUAAAAAAUCUGUAGAAGUUAUGCAAAAGGAAUUAAACUGUCUAUCAGAUGAGAUUAAUGAUUCAAUGUUUGGACUUGAACACAUCCUUAGGGAAGUGGGACAGAUCUAUGAGGCUUUAGUAACAUAUUCUAAAGAUGAUAAUGGUUUUGAUUUGUUACCUGAAAUUGGUGCCAAUCUCAUGGUCUCUGGGUACCCAAUAGAACUAAUGGAUGGGGAUUCUGCACAUGUGCCUCUGAGAUGGAUAGGAGCUGUUUUAGAUAAACUGGUAGAAAUACUUGGAGAUAAGAAACUUUUUGUUCUCUCUGUUCUUGGAAUACAAAGUUCUGGGAAAUCGACUCUGCUUAAUGCCAUGUUUGGCCUGGAAUUUGCAGUAAGUGCAGGCAGAUGUACUCGGGGGGCAUUCAUGCAGCUUGUGAAGGUUGAUGAGCUACUAAAAAAAGAGACAAACUUUGACUUUGUGCUUAUAAUAGAUACUGAAGGUUUAAGAGCCUUGGAACUGUCCAAUGAAAUAACUUUAAACCAUGACAAUGAACUGGCUACUUUUGUAAUUGGCCUGGGCAACAUCACACUGAUUAACAUUUAUGGGGAAAAUCCAUCGGAAAUGCAAGACAUUCUACAGAUAGCUGUUCAGGCAUUCCUGAGAAUGAAAAUAGUAAAUCUCAAACCAGGAUGCCUAUUUGUUCAUCAGAAUGUUGGGGAAAUCACAGCAGCUGAGAAAAAUAUGAAGGGACAAAGACGACUUCAGGAAAACCUGGAUGAAAUGACAAGAAUUGCAGCAGAACAAGAACAUUCAGACAUUACUUGCUUUAAUGAUGUGAUCAAAUUUAAUGUAAACACUCAUAUUCACUACUUUGCUCAUCUCUGGGAAGGUGACCCUCCAAUGGCUCCCCCCAAUCCAAGCUACAGUCAGAAUGUGCAGUCUCUAAAAAAAAUUAUACUGGAUACUGGAAAGUCACAAGGCCAUAUUUUAACUAUUUCAGAUUUUAAGACAAGUGUAACUGACUUGUGGAAUGCUCUGCUGAAUGAGAAUUUUGUUUUCAGCUUCAAGAACUCUCUUGAGAUUGCAGCCUACAACAAGCUAGAAAUGAGAUACAACAAGUGGACAUGGGACAUGAGAGAACAUGUGCUCAAUCUGCAGAACAAACUCAAAAACCAAAUUCUUAACAGUGAAAUAUACAACAUAGACAAAGUUUUUCUUCAUGGGAAACUUGAAGAGAAAUAUUCCCAAGUUAUCGAGGACCUGAAUGUUUUUUUCAGUGAUGAGAAAGAUGGUAAUAUAUUGAUCCAGUGGAGAGCAAAAACUGACAUCAGGCUGGAAGGUGUUAAAAAUGAUCUUGUUGAUGAGGUAAAGAAAAAUCUGGAUGAGCAGAUACACAUAAAAAAUAGUAGAAAAGAAACUGACCAAAUGAAAGAACAAUAUGAAAUUCAGCUAUUAAAUAAAAGCAAAGAUUUGGCUUUAUGUCUGAAGGAGCAAGUCUCAAAUGAAGUUGAGGUAGAAGCAAGUUUUAAUAAAUUGUGGAGUGACUGGAUUGAAAAACUGAAGGAAUCCAGGCCCAAACUGGAACUACCUGAGAUCAAUAGGGAUAUGGACAAUAUCCUGCUAGAGUAUUUUAAAAAAGAGACAGAUCUGAUCAACAAGAUGAGGAGUUCUUCUGAAUGGACUGAUUUCUAUGUAGGGUUUUCCAAAUAUAUUCAGACAAAAGCAAAGUGGUAUGAAAUAGGUUCUGAAAAAUGCAACAAAACCGUAAAAAUGGAAAUAAAACAUGAAACAGAAAAACUAAGAUACAUAAUUAAUAGUUAUAUUGAUAAGAAGGAGAGGGAUAAUAUGGACUAUCAGCGCAGUUACUUUCAUGAAAUUCUGCACAUCAUAGAGAAAGAACUGAGCACCGGGCUAAACCCAAUGUUCAAGUUCAGGAAGGAAUUCAAGUUGUUUGUUUCCCUUUAUUUCUUAAAAAAAGCAGCAGAGAGAUUUACCCACAUGUCUAUUGAAUUCAGAAUACUAAAUGACCCAGUUAACCAUUUUGAAAUAAAAAAGAGUACUUUCUUAAAAAUCUUUAAAAAUUCCUUUGCAGAAAAGGCAUCGAUUGCCUCACUGGCUGAAAUCUUAAGUGAUAAACUGACUGAUUCUAUAAAAGAACAAGUAUUUGCCCAGGCAGCUAUUGACUUAGCCAGUGAAAUGAAAUCCAACCACCCGGCUCUUAAUGGGAACAGAUCUAAAUUAGAGCUUCACCUCUUGAAAUCUCUGGCUGAAAAGGAAGAUUUCCAAACAUACAUUCAGUAUAUUGAUCAUCCCAACAUGGCUUUUACUGAGUAUUUGCAGGAAUGUGUUACUGAAUAUGGUAAAAGUGAUAAAUCAAAGGUUUUUAACAUUUUAAUAAGUAACCUUGAUAAAUACAAAAGCAUUUUACUAGAAACAAUUAAGAAAUCCAAUAUUGCUGUUGAGGAAUCCGCUCAUUCUUUUGAGGAAUGUAUAAAUUCUGUUGAGGAAUCCAGUGACACUAAUAUUGAUUCAUGGGUCGGUACAUUCUGUCAAGAGCUCGAAGGAAACCUUAAUAUUUCACAAAAUGACUUUAAAAGUCUUCAGUACCAGAACAUAACAGAUGUAGAUUUCCUACAAAAAGCAGUUACUAUGGCCCUAGAAAGUGGAACGGAAAACCUAAAAGAAGAAUUUGCUGAUUUCUGCAUGACAAACUUCAGGACACAGCCCCAUGAAAUAUUAUUUGAGCAGUUUAAUGCAUGUUGGCAUCAGUGCCCUUUUUGUAAAGCUGUUUGUACUAACACUAUAGCUGGGCAUGAUGGAGACCACAGUGUCCCAUUUCACCGCCCUCAGGCAUUAGCAUGGUGGCACUCUCGUGGUACAGAUCAGUUUGUAACAGACUUCUGCACCACUAAGGUUGCAAGUGAUAAGAAAUUUUACCGGGAAACCACCUCUAAUGACCACUUUCCAUUCAACAAUUACAGAUCAGCAGGACCCCCAUAUUCUGAUUGGUCUAUUACACCAGAUAACUCAGAGCAAUGUUACUGGAAAUGGUUUGUGUGUCGAUUCAAGAAAGAUCUAGAAACUCAUUACAAAUAUAAGUUUUAUGACAGCGGGGCCAUCCCUAAACAAUGGAAUAACUAUAGCAAGGAUGAUGCCAUUGCUGAACUGAAAAUCUAAUUCAAUAUUUAAAGGAGAUGCGUCAUUGCACUUUUUGUCUUUUAAAAUGAUAAUGUAAUACAUCUUUAAGGGAUUGUAUACCUUUAAAUUAACUUUAAUAGUUGCAUUUGUAGGGAAUUUUAUGUGUAUUUUUGCUUUGACUUUUUUUCAAUUAUUUUCCUUUUUUUUUUUACCAUUUUUCGAAAACUGAAGACUGAAUUUUGUCUUGCCGUCUCUCGUGUAUUAGUCUUGCAGUUUAGCGAUCCAGGAGCAGAAUCUGAACUAUUACAAUUUGCUACAUUAAGGGGCAGAUUUAUCAAGAGUCAAAUUGAAAAUUAUC
Molecule: messenger RNA, 7662 nt
Organism: Xenopus laevis (African clawed frog)
Lineage: Eukaryota; Metazoa; Chordata; Amphibia; Anura; Pipidae
Product: interferon-induced very large GTPase 1-like
Exons: 2
Coding region: 72-7343 (2423 amino acids)
Source: RefSeq, a predicted model, not a curated record